Carcharodon carcharias (great white shark) is the source of this 4832-nucleotide messenger RNA. It is a transcript of the gene trappc9, whose product is annotated as trafficking protein particle complex subunit 9. Bases 255 to 3728 code for a protein of 1157 amino acids. NCBI's taxonomy places the organism in Eukaryota, Metazoa, Chordata, Chondrichthyes, Lamniformes, Lamnidae. The record is from RefSeq and is a predicted model, not a curated record. Gene Ontology annotation, cellular component: trans-Golgi network. The transcript has 23 exons.
CUUGAGUCUGACCUGUGUCGUCACGCGCUUCCUUAAACGGGACGCGAUCUUGACUGAAUCGAGCAUGAGCUGGCCGAGUCCGAAUGUGAUGGCAUGAGGCUGCUGGCCAAUUAAAAUCAGUAAGGGACAACGGCUUCCUGAGUGUCCCGGCCGCGCGCCCGCUUAUAGCCAGGGCAAACUUCUGACAGCGGAGGGGUUGCUGCUCAUUUCUCAUCGGUUUCAAUUAGUUGUCUGACGAUUUCAGUUGAUGGAGAAUGAGUGUCCCUGAUUAUAUGCAGUGUGCCGAGGACCACCAGAGUCUUUUGGUCAUUGUCCAACCUGUGGGAAUUGUACCAGAAGAGCAGUUCUUCAAGAUUUACAAGAAAAUUGCUGCUGCCAAUCAGAUUAAUCUUCGAGAUUCACAACGUGUUCUAUAUAUCCGUUACAGACACCAUUACCCACCUGAAAACAACGAAUGGGGAGACUUUCAGACUCAUCGGAAAGUUGUAGGGCUAAUAGCUAUCACGCAGUGUUGCAAUGCAAAGGACUGGCCACAGACAUCAGAGAAAUUUCAUCUGCAGAAAGAAAUUUAUGGUUCGACACUAUAUGAUUCACGUUUGUUUGUCUUUGGGCUGCAGGGGGAAAUUGCUGAGCAACCUCGCACUGAUGUUGCAUUUUAUUCUAGUUACGAUGAGUGUGAAACCAUAGAGAAGAAAGUGGAAGACUUUAUUGAAUCAUUGUUCAUUGUUUUGGAAUCCAAACGUCUUGAUAGAGCAACGGAUAAAUCGGGAGACAAGAUUCAAUUACUAUGUGUGCCAUUUGAAAAGAAAGAUUUUGUAGGCCUAGAUACAGACAGCAGACAUUAUAAGAAGCGUUGUCAAGGCAGAAUGCGGAAACAUGUUGGUGACCUUUGCUUGCAAGCAGGCAUGCUGCAAGAUGCUCUUGUGCAUUAUCAUAUGGCUGUAGAACUUCUUCGAUCUGUGAAUGAUUUCCUAUGGUUGGGAGCUGCACUGGAGGGCUUGUGUUCAUCUUCCGUUAUCUACCAUUAUCCAAGUGGCACUGGGUCAAAACCUUCAAUUCGCAGAGCUUAUAAUGUGUGUUUACCAUCUGAUGCUGGCAAGCGACACCGACAUGGGGCACAGGAAGUUCUCAUUGAUCCAGGUGCAUUGACAACAAAUGGCAUCAGUGCAGACACUAGUACUGAGAUUGGAAGAGCGAAGAACUGUCUGAGUCCUGAGGAUAUUAUUGACAAAUAUAAGGAAGCAAUUACUUACUUUGGGAAGUACAAAAAUGCUGGUGUGAUUGAGCUAGAAGCUUGUAUAAAGGCAGUUAGGGUGCUUGCUAUUCAGAAGAGAAGCAUGGAAGCCUCAGAGUUCCUUCAGAAUGCUGUGUACAUCAAUCUUGGCCAGCUUUCUGAAGAGGAGAAAAUUCAGCGAUACAGUGUCCUUUCUGAGUUGUAUGAACUGAUAGGUUUUCAUCGUAAAGCUGCCUUCUUCAAACGUGUCGCUGCAAUGCAAUGUGUGACACCAUCAAUUGCUGACCCUGGGUGGAGAGCUUGCUAUAAGCUGUUGUUAGAAACGCUACUUGGAUAUAAUUUGUCAUUGGAUCCCCAAGAUUUCAGCAAAGGAGCCCACAAAGGCUGGCCAGCAGUACAAAUGCGUUUACUACAUGAGCUUGUUUACGCUUCAAGACGAAUGGGAAAUCCUGCUCUUGCAGUUCGUCAUCUGUCUUUCCUGCUUCAAACCAUGCUCGAUUUCCUCUCCGAUCAAGAGAAGAAGGAAGUUUCUCAGAGUUUGGAGAACUACACAGCAAAGUGCCCUGGUACAAUGGAGGUUAUCACACUUCCUGAUGGUGUGAAAUUACCUCCAGUCCCUCUUACUAAACUUCCAAUCGUCAGGUCUGUAAAGCUCUUGAAUCUCCCACCUAACCUCCGCCCAUUCAAGAUAAAAAACACACUCAGUCAGAACAUGUCCUCCAAGAGCCCUUUCAUUUACUCACCGAUUAUCGCACAUCACCGCGGUGAAGAAAGAAGCAAAAAAAUAGAUUUCCAGUGGGUGCAAGGAGAUGUGUGUGAAGUUCAGCUGAUGGUCUAUAACCCUAUGCCUUUUGAACUGAGAGUCGAAAACAUGGGACUUUUGGUAACUGGUGUUGAAUUUGAAUCUCUCCCAGCUGCACUCUCUCUCCCUGCUGAGUCAGGAUUGUACCCUGUCACACUUGUUGGUGUUCCACGUACAUCAGGACAGAUCAGUGUAAAUGGUUACCAGACUUCUGUUUUUGGGGUGUCCAGUGACUGUUUAUUAGAAGAUUUGCAUGGAGUGAAAACUAAUGGCUGCACUGUAGAAGUUGUCCCAGCUUUACCACGGUUACAAAUUACUACCUCUCUGCCACGGUCUGCGCACACCCUGCUGCCAUCGUCGGGUGAUGAGGUAUCCAGUAGUGUAUCCGUUCAGCUCUUCAAUGGAGAAUUGCAGCAGCUAACAAUCAAACUGGAGAAUAUUGGUACUGAGCUUUUAGAAACUUUAGAGAUCUCUGCUAAGACCAUAAACAAUAAAGAAAAACUGUAUGGUGACUUUCUGAGCUGGAAUUUAGAAGAAUUGCUGGCACAAUUUCCACUUGAAUCUGGGAAGAUUGCUACUUUCACAGUGAACAUUCAAGUGAAACUGGACUUCUCUUGUCAAGAAAACCUACUCCAGGACCUGAAUGAUGAUGGAAUCAGUGUUGCAGGGUUACCCUUCUCCUCAAGUCCAUUCCGACAGAACGGCAAGCCACGUUCAGAGAGCAAAUCUACUCUUUUCAAUUCAGCUGACACCAACAAUAAGAGUGAAUACAAUCAUAUAAAGACGUUGGAAGCUGUUUUGAACUUCAAGUAUUCUGGUGGGCCAGGUCAUAUUGAUGGAUACUACAGGAAUCUUUCUUUGGGGCUCCAUGUGAAUGUCGAGCCAUCAGUAUUCUUUACCAGGGUCAGCACACUUCCUGCAACAAGCACCAGGCAAUGCCACCUUCUCUUAGAUGUCUUCAAUUCAACAGAGCAUGAACUAACCAUUAGUGCAAAGAAUAAUGAGGAUUUGAUUCUGCACGCUGGAGAGUGUCAGAGGAUGGCCAUACAAGUUGACAAGUUCAACUUUGAAACUCUUCCAGCAUCGAGCAAAAUAUGCAAAAUGUUAUGCACAGAAAACCUAAAGGAGAUUGAAGAGGAAAGGAGUCAUGCUCAGGCUGUUGAAAUCAACAAUAAAUUAAACAUCAACUGGAAGAUCCCAUCCCUUAAUCGAGAAGGAGAAGCAAGUGUGGAAGGAGUUCUCAAUCAACUGGUGCAGGAACAUCUACAGCUCGCUCCUCUGCAGUGGGAUGUUUUUGUAGCUGGGAAGCCCUGCGAUUGUGAUGUCGUGGUAGAGUGUCAGGCUGGUGACCCAACAUCCCUGGAAGUGAAGCUGACCAAUCAGAGCAAGCGCACAGUUGGCCCUUUUGCCCUCACGAUCAUUCCAUACCAGGACUAUCAAAACGGGGUCCACAACAAUGAUCUUGGGAACGCUGUUACUUUAAUUGGAUCCAAUACAUUCUAUAUAGAUGCAGUGAAAUCCACUGAAGAUUUUGUGUGUAGUGGAGCUCUCCUAUUCCUGUAUGCUGGUGAUUACUACUUGAAUAUAAAAUUUCACGACGAAAACUCAAGCAGGGAGCUGCCCCUUUCCUGGUUCUGCUUGCCAAGUGUUCAUGUGCGUGCCAUGGUUCCAGCUCAACACACAAUGUUUUAAAUUUAUUUUAGAAAAUAGAGAUUGUAAGAUGUAGUGAGUUAGAUCAUUGUAAAUAUUGACUAACUAGCCAUACAUGCCAACAGGAUCUCAUUGAAUAUUCUGGUUUAAGAUUACUCUGGCACUGUCCCAAAAGUAAAAUGCUUCUAGAUUUUUCUGUAAAGCUUGCUUGGCCAAAUUUUUAAAUAUCCAAGGGAUUGAUGACUACUUUCAGUAAAAUUACUCGUUAGUAAUAAACCUGUAUUAUAGAGGAGAUGGUGUGCACCUUUGAACAAAAUAAAAGGCACUUGAUCAGUAGAUUGGUGUACUGUUUGAUCUCUAAUCGGAACCUUGUUAAAAUCUAAAUGAUAAAUUUGCAUUUCUUGGCAUGGUUAAGUGAAAAUUGGUGUACAAUGAGGGUUGGGUGUUAGAAAUGUCUCAUAGAUUUUGGCUGCAAGAAUAAUGGAGAAUAGAAGGAAAGUUGACAAAUAACAUCAGUGUUGUGAUUAUGAAGGCAUGUAUUCUUUACAAGUCUGAUGCAACAAUGCUGUAAAGCUCAGUCUUAAUGCUCAGUUAAUUCCUUAUCCUCCUGUUACUUUUGAAACACUUUGUGUACUGUUCAAAUGUAUGGGUACAACAUCUUGAUGGUCUGUUAUAGCUGUAAGGCACCUGCAGUUGUUUGUGAGAGUAAGACAAGGUGCCCCAUUCACACUGCAAUGAAGUGGCCACUGUUAUUUCCCUAAGGUGUUCUCACCAUUUCCAAUGUUACCAAUAAACAAUUUUAAAAAACUGGAAAGCCAGUUACAAACUCAGGGUUUUUUUACAUUUAAAAGUUGCUACAAUUUAGGUCUAUCUGAUCCUAUGAAUAAUUCAUCUUAAUGGUUAAUUUGCAGUUGAACAUCUGCAUUUAUUAUAAAGAAAUUAGAAUGAUAAAUAUUCUGGGAUAAUGCCACUAUUUCAGCUGCAGUGUGAACAAGGCUAUUUGUCUUUCUUUUUGUUUCAAACAAAAUUCAGGAACUACUGUAACUAGUACCUCUGUACACAAACUCAACUGCUGUUCUCAAGAUAAUUUUCUUUCCUGUACCUGCAAAAAGAUGUAUCUUUGGAAAUAAAUCUGGCUUGCAUGUU